Drosophila hydei is the source of this 1665-nucleotide messenger RNA. RefSeq names its product translocon-associated protein subunit alpha. The record is from RefSeq and is a predicted model, not a curated record. The coding region runs from base 187 to 1095 and encodes 302 amino acids. NCBI's taxonomy places the organism in Eukaryota, Metazoa, Arthropoda, Insecta, Diptera, Drosophilidae. The transcript is spliced from 3 exons. Gene Ontology annotation, cellular component: endoplasmic reticulum; endoplasmic reticulum membrane.
AUUUGACAAGUGAAAGUCGGCACAAAUCGUGUUACUUCGGCUCCACGCAUUGUUGCUGGUCCCCCAUUCGGUUAGUUUCGCUCAUACGCGUCGGCUGUUAGUUGCUCAACGGUGCGAUUUCACGGCUGUCUUUAUUUUUUUUGUACACUCGAAACCCAUAAGUGAAAGACACAAAAUCCAAUCGAAAUGAAGAACCUUAUGUUCUUUCUGCUGCUGGUAUUACCCACCAUUAUUUGCACGUUCAGUGCGCCAAACAAAUUUGGUGCUUAUGCUGCCGAGGCUGUUGAAGAUGAUCUAGUUGAUGUGGAUAGCGAGGAGGGCGCUGUGACAGGCGAAGAUGCUGAAGCGGAUGAUGACUCGGACAGCGGCAGUAGCAGCACCUCUCCCAAUGCAGACACCUAUCUAUUGUUUACAAAGCCCCUGCAUACAGCUGGCCAGCAGCUGGAUCUGCCCGGUGGCAAGCCCGUUGAGUUUCUGAUUGGUUUCACCAACAAGGGCCAGGAGGAGUUUGUCAUUGAAUCGGUGGAGGCAUCCUUCCGCUAUCCCAUGGACUUCAACUACUUCAUCCAGAACUUCUCCGCGGUAGCGUACAACCGUGAGGUGAAGCCGGGCCUUGAAUCAACAGUCUCCUACACAUUCAUGCCAUCUGAUCAGUUUGCUGGUCGUCCCUUUGGUCUAAACAUUGCUUUGGCUUAUCGCGAUGCCAACGGUAUCCAGUACAACGAGGCUGUCUUCAAUGAGACGGUGCUAAUCUCGGAAGUCGAUGAGGGCUUGGAUGGCGAAACUUUCUUCCUGUAUGUGUUGCUUGCUGGCAUCGUUGUCCUGCUGCUGGUUAUCGGACAGCAGUACUUGUUGGGCAGCUCUGGCAAGCGCAAGCGUGCCGCUGCUAAGAAGGUCAUUGAGACCGGCACUGCCAACGACAGCAACAUCGAUUACGACUGGGUGCCGCAGGAAACACUCCGUGCGCUGCAGAAAUCGCCACCCAAGUCGAAAACGCCAAAGACAUCGCCCAAGCCAGGUAAACAGGCCAGUCCCAAGGCAAACCAACAGAGCCCCAAACAGCGCAAGGUGAAACGUUCAGCGGGCGACGACUAAAGACUGCACAGCCUGUUAAGCUGCAUCUACACACAAACACACACCCACACACCCACGCGCAUACAUUCAUAGAACAUCCAAAAUAUGCUCGCAGUCUAAUAUUACGGUUAAUACUUUUUUUGUCGGUCAAUUGCAAUUGACAAUGUAGAGAUUGUUAGUGUUUAGCUCACAAAGUACAUCGAAGUGACAGCUAGGGACCGUGCUGAUCAAAUUUCAAAUGAUGGUAAAAGUUAGCAAAUUGGUUUUUAUUUUAAUUCACUAAAUCUAUUAUUUUUCGAUUCGAACUGCCACUGCUCCACAACAUACUCUUAAAAAGAAGCUCCAACUUUGUGCCGCUCCGUAUAAUUGUCUUCGUUUGUUGAAGAUUCUCGGACGCGUGCGAAACCAUUCAAUUAUCAAUUAUACGAUAAAUUAAAUGGGCAUAUUAUUUUCUUCCGUUAAUAGAAAGAUCAAUGUUUAUUUCGUCUGUCUGCUUAUGGGCAGAGCACAACAAACUUAGAGUGGAGCUUUUCCCAAAAAUAAGUAAAAGAAAAAUGUGAGAAGUUAUAAAUAAAUUAAAUGUACUUUGAA